AUGGGGCCCGCAGUGGGUCUUCUCAGCCUUGGUCCUGUGGUGGUGGUGAGGAGCCGGGGGGGGCAUUCCUGUUUUAAUUUCCCAGCCACAAGUCCUGACGUAGGUGACAAUUUCACCGUUCAACAGCCGAUAAUUAGAGCAGGCCAUAUAUCUGGACGUAUCAACUGCGCAGACCGACUCCAGAGCCAGCGUCAUCCAUCAGCUACCUUUUCCUUGGCCUAUCCGUCCAUCUCGCAGGCCUCCCAUGCCUUGCAUGUCGCUAGUUGCAUCUCCCUAUCCCUCCCUGCCCAGCAACUGCCUGCAGGCGUGCGUGGAACCUCAAUGUGCCAAAAGCAAAAACUGGCCGAAGCUCUGGCCACUCCACGCACCAUCCAAUCCCGGUCAGCAAACAAGAGCGCCGACAAGGACGUUAUCCUGGGCGAGCUGAAGGGGGAACGCAAUCCGACUUUUGGCCGCGCCUUGGCUUGUCCUGCAAAACUUACCUGCCUGCUGCUGUCCUACUCUUUUACCAAACUACCCAACGGAGUGCCUGCCUACCCAAACUAACUAUCUGCUCCGAUAGAACGCCAGCGCAUCCUUUCGCCUGGGAAAGCGAGCCAGUAAGCUGGGUGCGAGAAACAGGGAUGAAGCCGAGAUUUGCCAGACCUCAAGCUUGGGGUCGACGGGUCUUACGUGUGCUACAGGUACUCUCACACGAAUGAGAUUCGAUGGAGUUCUCACUUGUUGGCCGGACUCAAUACAA
Colletotrichum navitas is the source of this 742-nucleotide messenger RNA. RefSeq lists its product as uncharacterized. NCBI's taxonomy places the organism in Eukaryota, Fungi, Ascomycota, Sordariomycetes, Glomerellales, Glomerellaceae. The coding region runs from base 1 to 546 and encodes 181 amino acids. The transcript has a single exon. The record is from RefSeq and is a predicted model, not a curated record.